Messenger RNA from Nestor notabilis (Kea), 186 nucleotides. RefSeq names its product chromosome unknown open reading frame, human C9orf116 (gene PIERCE1). The annotation marks the transcript as partial. NCBI's taxonomy places the organism in Eukaryota, Metazoa, Chordata, Aves, Psittaciformes, Psittacidae. The transcript has a single exon. The record is from RefSeq and is a predicted model, not a curated record.
ACCUCUUUCCACAUCAUCCCACACGCCUUUACGAGGAUUCAGGGGCAGGGUGGCCCGUACAGGAACAACGGGCUCAACACGGUCCUGGAGAAGAGCCACGUCACUGGCCCGGACAACUUCAUCACCGCCUAUGACCACCUCGACUUCCACCCCAGCUACAACCCCAAUGGCCCGUCCCACUGUUAG